This is a messenger RNA of Nannizzia gypsea CBS 118893, 2832 nucleotides long. RefSeq lists its product as hypothetical. The coding region runs from base 1 to 2832 and encodes 943 amino acids. The transcript has 3 exons. NCBI's taxonomy places the organism in Eukaryota, Fungi, Ascomycota, Eurotiomycetes, Onygenales, Arthrodermataceae. The record is from RefSeq and is a predicted model, not a curated record. Gene Ontology annotation, biological process: retrograde vesicle-mediated transport, Golgi to endoplasmic reticulum.
AUGACGGUCCUUGAAGGUCUAUCUGAUUCCCAUGCUGCUCUCUUAGCCGUGCAACUCUGUCUGAACGGAGAUGUAUCAGGGCUCCCGCUUCUCAAAUCCCAGUUUCCCCAUACCCUCCACUUGGAACUACUAUUCCGAAUAAUCCUUACGUUUCUACCAGAGAUCACGGAGCCUGAACAAUAUAUUCAAGUGAUCAAGCAGCUUGUCGAUGACUCUUCUGCUCCGGAUCGCAACUUGGACACAGAUGUUGCCGCUAUUCGAGAAAUAUCCGAACCCGAUGCUCGAAAACAAGUUCGACACUUAAAAUUACUUCCCCUUCGCCGUCCACACCUUAAUAUCGAUGUCUCCGAACCGCCUCUUAUUCAGUUUUUGAUCCAUCGAGCGCAUAGAAUUGAUACCGAAGUUGGCUUACAGCUAUAUAUCCUCGAACUCGUGGACCCGUUUAUCUCGGACUCAACUACACUUCGCGACUGGACGAUUUCUGUUGUCUUGCCCGCUAUACGAUUCAACUACGAAUAUCACCCUGACAAUGAAGGAGCAUUAUCACUAGAACUAGUAGAAUCACUGGAUUCGAGAAGUGCAGUGAACAUCUUGCUUUCUGCGGUUGAGCCACAUGCGAAGGGAGGAGAUGUUGGUAGGGACUUGAAGGGGCUUGUCGGCCCAUGGAUGUACGGACAUGUCAAAUCGAAAAGGCGGAAACUUGACAAGACCGACCCAAAUAGCAGCACCGAUUCCGUCGAAGUUGGCUGGCAAGACGUAAACGAGUGGAUAUUAUCAACAAGCAUUCGGGACUUUCACUUGGCCAUUGAGGCAGUUGAGCAGUGGUCAGGGCCAGGAGACAUCAAUCUCGGGGAUUAUGAUGGGGCUCAGGAUGGAGACCUAUCCGAAGACAUGGGAAGGAGGCUAAUGUUCCGUUAUGCGCAAGCAGGCCUUGCGUCAAUAUACGCACUUUCUGAUGGCGGUUUUGGACUUAUAUCGGGUGCCUCACGCAUAUUAUCGAGAGUCGCUGAUUUUACUAAAUUUGAUGACCAGUUACAUAUCAACAGCGCUGGCAUUCAUCCUCUGUCACUCCAUAUACCAGAACUUGAGAAAGUAUCACGGCAACACCUCCUCCAUAACAUGCUCCUAAACCCUUCAAACCCUCUCACAUACCCCACGAAAGAGUCAAUAUCGUUCACAGACGCCAUACUGGUAUCCAUCCGAAUACUUGAUCAGUAUGGCCGCUGGAUGUCGCCUCGAGCAGCAGCGGAGUUGAUGCUAUUGGGGCAGGCUGAUGCACAGUUCUAUGAAUUGCGAAAACUGCUCGAGACUCUUAACCACCAACACCCUCCGCCUAAAGAUUGGAACCAGGUUAGGGAGAGCUUGCUUUGGCUGCAUAGUUGGGGAGGCAGUACGCAGCCAGAAGUACCGCAAGGAUUGUUCUGGAAGAUUCCCCUGUUGAAACUAGAACGAGAGAUCUUUAUUGCUAUCUUGACGGCAAGGGAGUACAAUCUUGCUGCAGAUGUAUAUCUCAGCUCAUCAAGUUCCACGCCUCUUCCUCGAGAAGAGAUCGAAUCGGCUGUGACGGAGACUAUAUUUGCUGCGUAUGACAAUGCGACCAAUGGCAACAAAACCAGAGGUGGCAUGAAGCGAGCAGCAGACCUGCUCGAAGCAUUUACCCCAUACUUCCCACAGUCUGUCCCGUUUCAGCAGAUCAGCAGCUUGCUCUCUGCAACCCACGCCCUAUCAUUCUACUCGCUGACGCUUCAGCAUGGCGUACCCUUCCAACCUGUCAGCAUCCGUGUCCACCAGGACCCGAUUUCGUUGAUUGAAAAAGUCCUAGAGCAGAACCCAAAGGGAUAUACACAGCUUGACGAUCUAUUGGCGAUUGGACGAAAUUUGGUAGCAGCAGGUCUCCCUACAGGGAUGGUGGGAACAAGUUCAGAUUCCUCCCCCAGUAAGGCUGUCGUAUCAGCAGAGAGGCGAAUAAUGUCCCUUGCCAUCGCCGCUGCAGUGAACGCGUCUGACUUUGAUACUGCAUACUCCUACGUUGUCACACGGGUGAUACCCCCGUCUCUAGUUCCCGGCAGCGAGAGAGGCGAAAGAGGACAUGCACAAGGCGAAGGCGAAGGCGAAGACGAUGAUAUCUCAUGGCGCUCGGCGUACAACACCGGCCGUCAUCCACCGACUGGCAAAGAAGCGCAGGAGACGACGACGCUCGUCUCCAGGAUUGCACGCCUUUCACAGCGCAUGGAACUGCUCUCCCUGGCCCUAGUCCUGGCCCCGGCUGCCGAGUACCUCCCCGAGAUCUUAGCUGUCUGGCGACGGUGCGAAGAAGAGAUGUCGUCUCUCCAGGAACAGGAGAUGCAAGAAGCAGAGAGCUGGGACUACCAGGGCGAUCGGCAGGGCCGAAUGGGCAUGGGAGGUGGUGCUGCCCUUCCCGGCGGCUUCGGCCCGUCCAGCAGCGAGCUUGACGCUCUUGACACAGAACUCGAGCGGGAACGACGAGCACGUUCCACACGGCAGCCCCAGCCGCAGAGACAGGCACAGAGACCAGGCAAGCUAAGCGGAUACGAGGAGGCACCGAUGGGACUGUUUGACGUUGCUCGCGGUGCAGCAUCGGCUCUGCGCAAGAACGCAUUCCCAUUGACUUCUGCUACCCCGGCGAACAGUAGUAGAAGCAUGACGAACAGCUCUGGCGAGGAAGGACAAGGGGCAGAGACACCUCGGACGCGGAAGAGAGAUGUUGUGAGUAACCUGGUGACGGAGGGACUGGUCAGCGGCAUAGGAUGGGUAAUCGGAGCACCAGCACCAGCACCAGCAUCUGCUUCGGGUCGCGGAAGUCCAGAGUAG